This is a messenger RNA of Striga asiatica, 612 nucleotides long. The record is from the annotation of a GenBank genome assembly. NCBI's taxonomy places the organism in Eukaryota, Viridiplantae, Streptophyta, Magnoliopsida, Lamiales, Orobanchaceae.
AUGAACAAACUCUCCAUGCUCAAUUCAUUCUUGUUCGUCCUUCUAUUCCUAACAGCAAUAUCAACCCCAACUAAUGGCUCAAAAAACGAAACCAUUACCAAUACUGACCUCACACACAUUAAGCGCCCGUUAGUCAUCUUGGUCACCGAUGACAUCAUCCGCAACAUUUGCUACCAAACAAAGGACUUCAACCUCUGCCAACACAUCCUGCACGAGUUCAGGGGAAGAACCCUCUUUCCCGAGCCCCUGGCCCGCAUUCUCUCGACCGAGAUGGAGCUCAUCAAGUCAACCCUCAGGAAAAUCGUGUGGGCCCAAGAAAGCACGCGUGACCCAAACAAUUUUUCGGCACUGAGGCAGGUUUACAACAAAUGUCUGAACGAGUACACUCUGGCAAUGGACCUGCUGAUUAGAGCUGAAAGGAGCGUGCGAAUUGUUAAAGUGAAACAGGUGAGAGAGCUUGCUAAGGGUGCCUCCUCAGCAGUCGAUUCGUGCAACCAGGCGCUGACUAGGCAGUGGCAGGACAGGUCGGGACUGUCGGAGGAUAAUCAGAAGUUUUACAACCUUAAUGGCAUCUUGUUGGUCAUAUGUAAUGCCUUGAAGGGCAGGAAGUAG